GGCCGAGCGCGCCGCCUUUGCUGCAGUCAUGGCCGCCAGGCUCUUCCCCGCCGUCAAGUUUGUCAUCAAAGGAAGCCUGGCUGGAGCUGCUGUAUAUGUGGCAUAUGAUCAGGGGCUGCUGGGCAGUGGCACACAAGGUGCUGAAGCUCUCAAAAAAGCUCAAGCAGCACUGCCUCCAGCUAUCCAGGAGUGGACAAGUUAUAUAGGCUGGGAGCUCCCACCCACUCCAAAAUUUGACUUUUCCCCCUCUGAUUCCUGGAAUAAAGGAGUGCAGACAGUCAUGUCUGCCUUGUCUGUAGCUCCCACCAGGGCCUGUGAAUACACUGUGGAAGGCUGGAAAUAUGUGAAGGAUCAUGUCAAAUGAACACGUUCUCCAGGGUUCAUGAUUCUCUCCAUCCUGUGUUGUCUUUGGGAUCAUGCAUAGUCCAUCCCUCUAGAGGGCAGCUCAGCCAUGCAAGGGCUACAAUAAAAGACUUUGGAACUUUCA
Molecule: messenger RNA, 487 nt
Organism: Gymnogyps californianus (California condor)
Lineage: Eukaryota; Metazoa; Chordata; Aves; Accipitriformes; Cathartidae
Gene: MICOS13
Product: mitochondrial contact site and cristae organizing system subunit 13
Exons: 4
Coding region: 29-364 (111 amino acids)
Biological process (GO): cristae formation
Cellular component (GO): MICOS complex; mitochondrial crista junction
Source: RefSeq, a predicted model, not a curated record